Petromyzon marinus (sea lamprey) is the source of this 10331-nucleotide messenger RNA. RefSeq names its product protein phosphatase 1 regulatory subunit 37 (gene PPP1R37). NCBI's taxonomy places the organism in Eukaryota, Metazoa, Chordata, Hyperoartia, Petromyzontiformes, Petromyzontidae. Gene Ontology annotation, molecular function: protein binding. The record is from RefSeq and is a predicted model, not a curated record.
CCUCAUCCCUCCACUGCGCGUGCCCAGGAACCGGGUGCCGCGCAUGCGCACCGCGCGUAUCGGGGGGAUAUUUGACGGCUGUGGCCGCCGUGGCCGCAUCCCGUGUUUGCGAGCUCCUCUCCCCCUCUCACCUCGUUUCUUCACCUCGUCUCCCCUCACCGCGUCGUGACUCCUCGCACCUCCUCACCACCCCCGAUGCCCCCGCGCCGGUGAAGAAGAAGAAGCCAUGGCCGGUGCCGAGGACGGGCCCGAGUUGGGCCUCAAUGCGGCCUUGUUGGCCGAGCCGGCGGGCGGCGCCGCGAGGCCGGCAGGGCCAGCUAGGCGAGGACGGGGGGCCCGAGGAGGCGGAGGCGCCGACAACAACAACCACGAAAACAACAACAACCCAAUAGACAACAACUACAACAACAACAGUCGAGGUGACGGCAACAACGAAGACAACGACGGCAAUAAUGAGCAAGACGACGUCGGCUACGUUGAAGGACACAGCGAGGAGGUGGUGGUUGAGAUGAUUGAGGAGGUGGUGGUUGAGGAGGAGGCCGCGACCACGCACAGCAGCAAGGAGACGCAGACGGAGACCCCCGAGGCGGCGGGGGUCGCGGACCCCCAGGGCUCGUCCAGGCCCGCGCUCCCCGCCAAGAGGGUCUCUUUCCCGGAGGACGCAGGCAUCGUGUCGGGCGCUGUGGAACCCAGGGACCCGUGGAGGCACGCUUUGGACGCUACUGUCGAGGUCAUCAUCACGGCCUACAAGGAGUCCUGCCUGAAGCUCAACGUGCGACCCAUCCCCAAGCUUAUCAAGCAGCUGCAGGAUAUCACUGAGCUCAGCGGAAGAGUGGAAUGCCUCGAUCUCAGGGCGGAGAAGCUGGACUACAAGACAUGCGAGACAUUGGAGGAGGUGUUCAAGCGGCUGCAGUUCAAUGAGGUCAACGCUGAGUCCACAAGCCUGGAUGAAGACGGAGCCUCGGCGCUCUUCGACAUGAUCGAGUACUACGAGUCGGCCGUCCACCUCAACAUCUCCUUCAACAAGCACAUUGGUGUACGUGGGUGGCAGGCCGCGGCCAAUCUCAUGAAGAAGACGGGCAGCCUGCAGAUCCUGGACGCACGCAACUCGCCCGUCGCCGACCAGGCCCUGCCGUUUGUGGCGCGAGCGCUGCGCAUGCACAGCAGCCUCGCGGUGCUGCACAUGGAGAACGCCAGCAUGUCCGGCCGCCCCCUCCUGCUUCUGGUGUCUGCGCUGAAGAUGAACCUGGCGCUGCGGGAGCUGUACUUGGCCGACAACAAACUGAACAGUGGCCAGGACGCCCUGCAGCUCGGCAACCUGGUCAAGUUCAACAGCACCUUGCAGCUACUGGACCUGCGCAACAACAGCCUCAUGGAUUCGGGCCUCCAGCACGUGUGCGAGGGCCUCAAGGAGCAGAAGAAAGGCCUCGUGACACUCGUCGUGUGGAACAACCAGCUGUCGCACGUGGGCAUGCAGUACGUGGCCAGCAUGCUGCCGUGCACACAGAGCCUGGAGACGCUGAACCUGGGCCACAACAGCGUCGGCAACGAAGGCGUCCUGCGGCUCAAGGACGGCCUCAUUGCCAACCGCUCCGUGCUGCGCCUGGGACUGGCCUGCACGCGCAUCACCUGCGAGGGUGCAGUGGCCGUGGCGGAGUUCAUCGCCGAGAGCCCGCGCAUCGUCCGCAUCGACCUGCGCGAGAACGACGUGAAGACGGGCGGCCUCAUGGCGCUGGCGCUUGCCCUCAAGGUCAACACGUCGCUCGCCCGGCUCGACCUCGACAAGGAGCCCAAGAAGGAGCAGGUGAAGAGCUUCCUGGACACGCAGAAGAGCCUACAGACCGAGAUCCAGAACUACUGCAAGCGCAACCGCGACGCUGCACGCGACCGGGAGGAGGACGGCACGGGUCCCCCGUGUCUCUCCUCGCCCUCCUCGCCCACCACGUCCUUCGCUGCCCUCGACCUGCAGUCGCAGCCGCAGCAGGAGCAGCAGUCGGCUGCUGGCACCCAGGUCGAAUCGGACGGAAGCGUCCCUCGGCCCGCUGGUCGCGACCGGGUGGAGCCGGGCGCAGUGGAGGAGCGGAGCCUGCUGUUCGCGCAUCAGCUGGUGGCCACCGCGACGUCCCCGCCGCCCCCCAUGCUGCUGUCCCCUCUGCCGCCGCCGACGCCGCCGGCGCCGCCUGCACCGCCGCCCCCGCCGCCGCCUGCCGCCGUGGUCAGGAAGCCCAGCCGGUUCCGGGUCACUAUCUCGGAGGAGCCGUGGCAAUCGCAGGUGAAGAGCGGCGCCGUGCAACACAUGGUCAGGUCCGGCAGCCAGGACCUCGGGGGCGGGAAGAGCGACUCCCAGCGGCCAGGCGUCGGGGCGGAGGAAAGCGGUCGCGGUACGGAGGGCCCGACGGCGUCGUCGGGCGACGAGCAUCGCGUCCGGAGGGACGGGACGCAGCUGGGAGUUUCGCAAGCCGACGGAAGAGCACGUGCGCAGCAGUCGAGUGGGGAGGCGGUGCCGGCAGGCCCAGAGGACGCGGCUCUCGUGAGAACGCCAGAGUCGGAUCGGUCAGAGGUCGUCCUGACCAAUGAUCUCGCGAGGUUAACUUGCGACGAGCGUGGCGCGCCGAUGGACGGCGCCCGGGGCGGUAGUGGCUGGAGUCUGGGGAGCAGCGCUAUUUUCGAGGGUGCGACAAACGAGGAUCUCGCGGCUGUGACUUUACCGUCGGACCGGUCCGGCCGGGGCGAGCGAACGGCACGGCAUGGGGAGCCUGGCACUGUCGCCGAGGGCGCCGCAUGGCGACCAGGGAGGGACGCUGCCGAAGGGCGGCGAAAGGAGCUCGUCAGUGGAGGCAACGGUGAAGACGACGGCGCGACGCGCGUGCCCGGAGGAGGCGCCAGCUGCAACGGUUUGACGCUCGGCGGCGACGGCUCCACGUUCGUCCUGGACCACAACAGCGUGGACCAGGCCGGCCUGAACGAGCCCCCCGAGGAGGAGGCGGCGGCGGUGGCGCCAGUGUCAGUCGGACCUUGCAGCGAGUCCGAGCUGGAGCUGGCGCUGGAGCGGGAGCUGGAGCGGGAGCUGGACGAGGAGCUGGACCACGCGGCGCCUACCCCGGCCGUCCCCAACGGCCUGCGGCCCGAGCUGGUACCGGACGGCGGGUGCCUGGCCACAGCGGACGGGGCGACGAAGAGCGCCGACGCGCCGCCUUUGGGCUCGCCGGAGGACGAUGCCGGCGCGGAUGUGGGCGUGACGGCGGGCGUAUUCGGUCGGGAGAUGGAGCAGCAUUCGCAGGGAGGCAGCCAGGAGACGGCGCACUGACGUCACCCGCACCAGGUUUUCGUGGGAAGAUUAAUUCGCCGCUUCCCUUCCACGCCUCGUGGGACGCCCUGAACUUCAGCGAAUUGAAAUUUGUUGAAUUUUUAAUUUCCCUUCGUCCCGGCUGACGUCUUAUCUCACCCCGUCGCUCCUCCGCCUUCGAUUCAUUCAUCGAGAGACUCGCUCUUUAAACUCCACACACACACACUCGCACACAUCCUUGGACAAUGCCGCCGACCCCAUCCCUUUCCAACCAAAGACUGCCAUGGCAAGAUUUUGUUUCGCUAUGUACAGGAAGCCUGGUGGCUCCUCUUGGCGAUUUUGGAGUCUCUAGUCCAUGUGAUUCCGAAACGGUCAACACAUCCAAAGCCUGCUCACCCUCCAUUCUCACCUUGCCGUUGUUGUUUCACUGAUUUGUGAUUUCUCACUGGACUUUACGGUGGCUUGAUGACUCGCGUGAAGGGAAGGAGAGCGAGGAGGGGAGAGGGACAGAGGAGGAGAGUGGAGGGAGGGGGAUUGGAUUCAGAGGAGGAGAGCGGUAUUAAUGGACACGAGGUGACUCGGAGGACAGGGCGAAUGAUGAGAGGGAAGGCAUGGGAGAAGACUGGAGCGGAAAUGAGGAGAGCAAGUGUGAGAGAAGAGGUAUGGAGAAAAUGAAGAAAGCGGGGGAAAUAGCAGAGGGAGGAGCGGAAGAGUGAGGAGUAGAUGAGGAGGCGAGCGGGUAGGCGAGACGCAGCGGGGAUGCCAGGAGGGGCAGAGCGCCAUCAAGAGAACAUGCAACGUUGUCACAGAUGUACAUGUGACCAAUUUGAAAUGUACACGAACCAUAGUUCAGGUUUGAGCGUCACUAAAUCCACACAUCCAAAGCUUUAAUUGGAGGCUGAUAUAUUUACUUAACGUGGGUGGGGGGCGUGUACAGGUCUCCUUUAUUUUGCCGAGCACCGGGGUCGCGCAUGCGAUGAUGCGGCUGGGAUCUGGGCACAAAACUGCUGCUUUGCACACUCUCCGCACGAGCCCUCUGCCGUCCCAACUCCUCCGUUCAUUGCUGGACGAACAUUUGAUUAUUUUGAAAACAUUUUCCCCGCCCUCUUCCUCCUCACAUAAUCCCGAGCAUCCUGAAUUUGGUUGCACGUGUUCGGUGCGAGCGCGCAGCGUCGUUUAGGAUGUUUCCGUCGGGGUCCGCGUCGGCACAACGGGGUGGGGGAGGCAUCCAGCGCCGGCAACGAUGCCAACGACGGCGGUGGCUUUGGUGGCGAGGAGCGGUGGGGAAUGGUGGGAGUGGCGAUCGCGUGUGCAUGUAGUUAACCUUUCUUUACUUGAAACGGCGGAGUGUCCACCCCUGCCUGCCGCCCGUGUAUCGCGUGAUGAGCGUCGCGCGUGCCCGACCGCCUUUGUCUCCCCCACUUCCCCCCCCCCUCCCCCAUCGCGUGCGCUGUGGGUGGAAAACGUGGGCCUGGCAUGCUGGGAAGAGGUCCGUGGGCCCAAUUUCUAGCCAAGGUGUUCACUGGGUGAGGUGGCUCGCAUCUCUUAAGCCUAAUUAAUGACUUAAUUAUUUAGUUAAGACUCUUAAUUAUCUGGGAGAAGGGUCCUGGUUGCAACUCAAGCCUCCUUGAUAUAAGAGUUUGAACGUGGACGGCGAGAUUCGCUCGGUUAGACUUGGGUUAGAAUCGUGAGGUGGAGGGUUGGAUGAGUUCUAUAUAUAUUACACAUGGCGCUUUAUGUUUUUUGUGUUUUCUCUUCAUUUGUGUUUAAAUUUUUUUUGAGUUUGUCAAAGGCUUGCGGACAUGACAAGGGGAGGGCCCUGGUGGUGGCAUUGAUUUUGAGGUUUAUUAUCAAAAAGAGUUAAUUGUUUGCGAUUCCCGAACUCGAGAUAAUUACAGUCACGGUUUAGGUGUAGGAGUGUACAAAUGAUCCAUUCGUAAUAUUAGUAAGUGCUGUUCGUGAGCACUUAUCAAGGCUGGCACGAAACACGGAGAGGGGUUGGUGUGGGCCAGCCCCAUUAAAGCCCAACUGACUGUCUCCCAAAUGCUGAUAUUCACACAGUAUGCAAGGCCCUCCUUUAAGGCCGAGUCAACCUUAGGGAGGCGCACAAGAGCGGUGCAAAAACUCUAUCACAGAUGUCGAGCACGGCCAGGAAAAGCACAUGCACACAUACACAUAGGCAUGACAAACGCUCACAUAGUCUCGUACAUCUGUCACUUGCAGAAGCUGCUUCUGGUUUGCCGUUCAUUGCUUUGUCAGGCCUAGCUGGGGUCUCGUGGGUUGGAGUGUGGGCUUCACAUGGGUUUAUAAUUCACACUGCUCCCGCCCCCACUCGUGCUCCACGUGGCGAUAGGGAAGCUUUAAUUGCUUUUACAAACGACGUAAUUCUGGAAACGCGAGUGAACGCAGAGCGGUCUCGCAGCCCUUCCUCGGUUGUGUGCGCUCCCACUUGACCUGUAGAGGAAUCCACCCAAAUUGCCGCACCGUCGAUCGUUCCUGAGCUGGGCUGCGGCUCGGCUUCGGAGAGAUGCAGACUUUUGGUUUGGGGACUGGGUUUCAGCUGAACUCUCUAUGGGUUUUGGCCGGGUUUAGACGAGACACCGACUGGGUUUGGGUUACAUUUAGAAUGUUCUGGGGCUGGUUUUGGGCCGGAUUUUAGCUAGGUUCAGACUGGGUUCAGGCCGGCUUUAGACUGGAUUUGGGCUACAUUUGCUUGGUAUUUAAGCCACAUUCAGGCCAGGUUUGAUCUUAUUUUUGGGAUAUAUCUACAUCGAGCCAGGGUUAUCGGAUUACCUCCCUUCUCGCCCUGAUCUCACGGCGACCGUGCUUGUGUUUGCAUUACCGAUGUUAUUAUUGUGUUAUUGUUGUUUUAAGCCGUUUAUUUUGUUGGCUCCAGAUACAGAUGGAUGUUACGACUCGCAACGCAGUUGUCAAGUUUGCUCGCUAUGCAAGUGCCUCCCAUACCCUGAGGGACACGGAGAUAUUUUAUUUUUAAAUCGCACAGGGAGCGAUUGCGUUAAAGUAAAUAAAAUUCGGUUAAAAUUAACUUGCCUCCCCGAGCGAGGCAACGACUUGGAGAUUCGUCGGCGGGCCUUCGUGUGGACGAUGAUGAAGAAGGUCGUGGGGACCAACCACGUCCCUCCAAGCGACUGGAAACAAAAUCUGGUUUAGGUUUAACCUCUCGCACCGCUUAUUGAGAAUGCGCGCCCGAGAGAGCCGCAUCACAGCACAGCCACAGCAGCGGUCCUAUGUUCUCUAUAUUGAUUUAUAUUCCAUGUUAGCUCGCAGGCAAUCUCAAAACGAGACGGAGAAGAAUUAAUUCUUGGGUAGAAUCGUGAGCCCCGACUGGCAUGACGAUGCGGAGAUGUGUAGCAUCGAUGGGAGGUGACUCUUUACAUGCGUGUUGCUCGCACGCGGUGUGCUGCGGUGCACCUAAAAACACAAUGUGUACGCGUGUGCACGCACAGCGCGGUGUACGUACCCGAGGCAUGCUGUGUCCACAUGCAGUAACGCGGUCAACGCACAGUGUACUGCGUGCAAACGCACAUACACGCACCUCCGAUUAGCAUGGUUGGCUACGCACGGUGGGAAAGAAGUUCUACAUACACGCUUUAUGCAUGUACAGUAUACUUUGUCCAUGUAAUAAUAUGGUUGUGUGUGCGCAUGCACAUACACAAUCUAACGUGUACACACACACACCACGCGGUGGUGCUUCAUGGGCAGUUACGUAAAUUAUGCAACCUCCGUCACAUUCAACCGAAUGAUUCGUGACGGGUGUCGCUUCGGAAGUUGUCGUAGUGUUAGGAAAUUGAUUGCUCUGUGGAGAGAAGUCGGGUGGUUUGAGGGACACAAAACCCGAACGCGCCGUCGCCAUUCUCGCGUCGGUGACACAGUGAGUUGUGUCCGAGUGUGUCCGACACCGUGGUGUUUUACGGACAUCGAGAAAGGUGGGGGGGGGGGGGGGACAUAACUUCUGUUUUAAGUGCAGCCACCAAUCGGUUGGCGUAUGGCGCCCAAGUGAAACGGGGCCACGUCAGGAAUGCACCGGCGUUUACCCACGUCUCUUGAGUGGCCGAGGUGUACUUACAAAUUUCUGGAACUGCCCCUCCCGUGAGCCCCACACAGCCUCUGAUGCUUCUCGCUCUCAUGGCUCAGGUGGGAAGAGGGGGUUGAGACCUAUCUGGAUCUCCCUUGAGGGGAGUUGGGGGGUAUGUUGAGGGGUGGAGCUAAGAUUCUUGAUCACUGCCAGGUUCACUCACCAGCAGAUGUCAAAGUUGCCGUGGCUGUAGCUGCUGCUGCUGUUUACAUUCUGGUUCAGUGCAGUGUUUUUGUUGACAUUUUUUUGCAUUUUGGGUGUAAUUUUCACCCCCCUCCCCCCCCGAUGGCUGAUUUAUUAUGUUCGUUGACAUGAGGCCAGGCCGUCAAUAGCACGCACGCGCUGGGUGACCGUCGCUAAUCAGGGGGGAGUGGUGGUCGUGGCGCUGGGUUUUGUAUUUGCAGUGCCUGCCGUCCGCAUCUCUCAGUGUGCAGUACACGAUGAGAAUUGGAAGCAGUGGUUUGUCUACCCUGGGAAGCCUCACUGGGCCCUCUCUGAUGUGCGUGGUAUUUUUCAGGUCGUACCGCGCUCUGUUCGGCGCGUUGUCUUAAGUUUCGUUGCCCGUGCUGGGACUUCUUCGGGAACCAAACGGGGUUCCUGAAGAAGCUCGCCAGCGAGUUGAGCGGAGCGUCUGACGUCGUGCGGCGGAAAGCGGCACAACCCAGAAACACAUCGGAGAGAUGUACAGCAGCACAACGGCAAAUACCUGCACAGUAGCAAGCCUCACUUAGCCCCAAACUUCCUAAUGCAGGGAAAUGUUUGGCCACUUCCCUUUUAAUUAGUAUAUUUUGCGUAUGCCAAAUGAAUUGAGCGCCUGGAGAAUACGCACCCAUGCGAGAGGGGAUAGCACACGGCCAUAUCGUGGCAACGAUACUGUAGAGAGCAGACCUUUCGGGGUUUGCUAACUCUGACAACCAGGAGACCCUGCAGCAGGAAGCCAUGGCCAGGUGCGUUAGUGGCACGAUCAACGCCAUUGCCCGUGUUGACCUCUUGACCUUGGUGGAGGGCGGACUGGGCAGGCGAGUUGGGACGAUGCUGAGGCUGGGUGGGAGAUGCGGGGGGGGGGGGGCACUCGUGUUAGUGGUCAGGGUAGGGGUCGGGGUCGGCAGGUAACCCCUGCGCGCUUCGAGAAGCUCUCCCGUGUUUGUUUUUAAAUCUGCACUGCCUUCGUGGCUCGAACCCGAAACUUUUAUACGCGAUUGCGCGUGUCUGUCCGCCGAUCCGAGACGGUUCUGGGCCCGGCGCGCUGCGCACAUCUCUGUCUAACGCUCUCAUCCCAUGAUUUGUAUUUGUCCCUUACAUAGUAAUAAUUUAAUAAUUGUCACUAUAGUAAUAUUGUGUAUAGAGAUGUUAUUUAGUUUCACGUUUUGCCUUUGCGUUCUGGGUGUUAAUGCGUCCGCUUGUUCUGGGGAUUUUUUUGCGGGGGGGGGGGGGGGGGGGGGGUGACGUGUUUUGCCUUUAUUUAGUUUUUCAUGUUUAAAAUCAUCCUUAGUAUCUGUGCUGCUGUUGGCAAUGAGUAAUAAUCGCGAUAAUAAAAAAAAACUCAAAUCAAACGCUUGGGCGGAGGGGAGCGCGAAGGCAGCAGGAACUGCGACCGAAGGGGACCCGGCGCGUGUUCCAAUUUUAUUCGUGUACAGAACCUUUUCGCAUUGCUGGGUGAGCGGGUGGGUGGUUCAGUGAGUGAAGAGAUGCCCCAGUGGUUGGGUGAUUUGAUAAAUGGAUGGAUGAGUGGCUGGGCGGGCGGAUGGGUGAACGGUUGGACGUGUGGAUAGGUGGAUGUGAGUCGGUGCUCGCCAUUGCGGCGAGGUGGGUGAUUAAAAUAAUUGUGUGGGGGGAGUGAGUGACUUGGGUGUGUGUGGGUGGGUAGGUAAUUGGGUGGGUGAGUGGUUGGUUUUUGUGGAUGUGAGUAGGUGCGUAGUUUCACCGGAGGGCGGGGAGGCGGGUGAUUAGGUAAGUGGCUGGUUGAGAUGGGGAAGUUGUUGGUGGGCAAGUUGUCGAUGUGAAUCGGUGAGUGGCUUCGUGCUUGGAUGGAUAAUUGUGUGUGUGCGCGCGCGAGUGCAUGUCUAAGUGGGUGGAUGAUCAGGUGGGUGGGUGGAGGAGUUUUUGUUUUUUUUGGGACGUAGUGCGGUUUGCCUUCUAUUGUAAUAACUGCCCGGACACCACACUGGGUGUGUGUGUGCAUGACACUAAUCCGCCGCUGGGCCCAAGCGGUGCACGGACAGGGCGUGGGUGCGCAGUCUGCGAGCUUCUCUCCCUCGCGCUGCAUCGCCCCCCCGCAACGUCGGGAGUCGAGGCAUUGGGGUGGGCGAGCGCGGUGGGAGAUGAGGGAGGGCAGCGGGGGAGAAGGUGUGGAGGAGAGCGAGAGAGGGAAGUCCACGGCGGGGUUCACUUCAUCAAGUAUUUGUGGAAUUCUAUCGAUCCACCAGAGUUGACCUCCACCCUCCUGCACCCGUCCUCCACCUCCAUCGUCCACCCACCAUGGUCUCUCCCGUCCAUCCACCCACCUCCCCGUGCCUUCAUUUUAAAUAGCUCUGCCGUGUGUACAUAUUAUAUAUAAAUACAGUAUAUAUGUGUGUGCGUGCGUGCGCGCUCUCAUAAGUUGGCAUCGCAUCUUGGUACUGCUCUGUUUUGAGUGUGGAGCAUGGUUCUUCAGAGCGUCGUCCACUUAAUUUAAACAUCUGUCUGCCACCCUCCUCCACCCGUGCCCUCCCAUGUCCCAUAAUCGCUGGCCACCGCCGCUGCUGUUGCUGCUGCCCUGGUGGUGCAGGGCGUGUUUUCACGGAGGGGUGUUUGACCGAUAAGCUUGGUCGGAGAUGGUGCGGGCUGUGUACACUUUUAGGCAAGGCGGGGGGAGGGCGAGGGCAGAGGGAGGGUGGAGGUGGUGUCAUCCAUGUGCCCGUCCGUGUAUGAUCGUGUAUAAGAAAUAAAACAUGCGUUUUGCAAAAUAUC